Capsicum annuum is the source of this 1528-nucleotide messenger RNA. Its product is annotated as cathepsin B-like protease 2. The coding region runs from base 194 to 1255 and encodes 353 amino acids. Gene Ontology annotation, biological process: regulation of catalytic activity. The record is from RefSeq and is a predicted model, not a curated record. NCBI's taxonomy places the organism in Eukaryota, Viridiplantae, Streptophyta, Magnoliopsida, Solanales, Solanaceae. The transcript is spliced from 11 exons. Gene Ontology annotation, cellular component: lysosome. Gene Ontology annotation, molecular function: cysteine-type endopeptidase activity.
UAAAAUGUUAGUCCAAAUUUAUAUUGUUUGUUUCACCAAAAAAAAUAAAAAAUACGGUCACAAGUAAAAAAUAACUAAUGGAGUAACAUUUUGGUUAAUUUGGUUAGCGGAGGGACCCUGAACUCUAUAUAUACCUUUGAGAUUCCACCAAUUCCACACCACAAUUUGAAAUCUUUCCAAAAAAGAAGCUAAGAUGGCCAUAACUCUCAAGUCUUUAGUAACUCCUUUGCUUUUGUGUGCUUUCUUUAUCCUUAUUCUACAGGUUGCUGCAGAGGAUCCAAUAUCUGAAGCUGAAGAUGAAUCUGCACCAAUCCUUCAAGAAUCGAUUGUCAAAUAUGUCAAUGAGAAUGCAGAAACUGGAUGGGAAGCUGCAUUCAACUCUAAAUUAUCGAAUUUCACGGUUUCCCAAUUUAAGGGCCUUCUUGGAGUUUUGCCUGAAACAGAAGAUGAUUUGGAGGGAAUUCCUAUUCUAACUCAUCCAAAACGUAUGCCAUUGCCAAAAGAGUUUGAUGCGCGAAAGACUUGGCCUCAAUGCAGCACAAUUAGAGAUAUUCGGGAUCAGGGACGUUGCGGUUCUUGUUGGGCUUUUGGUACUGUUGAGGCGCUGUCUGAUCGUUUCUGUAUCCAUUAUAACUUGAAUGUCUCUCUAUCUACACAUAAUGUUUUAGCGUGCUGUGGCUCUUUUUGCGGAAACGGUUGUAAGGGUGGAAAACCUAUAAGAGCAUGGCGAUACUUUCAACGUUGGGGAGUGGUCACAGAAGAGUGUGAUCCUUACUGUGACCAGAUCGGACCUGAAGGUUGCAAGCCUAUAUAUCGCACCCCAAGGUGUAAUAGGAAGUGUGUCGACGAGGACCAGUCAUGGGCGAAAUCAAAGCAUUAUAGUGUCAAUGCAUACAGGAUCAGCCGUAAUACCCACAGUAUCAUGGCAGAAAUUUACAAAAACGGACCAGUUACUGUCUCUUAUACUGUGUUCCAGGAUUUUGCUCACUACAAGUCAGGAGUUUACAGGCAUGUAACAGGGAGAAGAGUGGCAGGCCAUGCCGUUAAGCUUAUCGGAUGGGGAACUAGUGAGCAGGGAGUGAACUACUGGCUCGCUGCUAAUUCUUGGAAUAGAGGCUGGGGUGAUGAUGGAUUCUUCAAGAUCAGAAGAGGAACAAAUGAGUGUGGCAUUGAAAAUAAUAUGGUGGCUGGAUUGCCUUCACGAAGAAAUUUGAAUGUGGAACUUGAUGAUGCUGUACUUGAUGCCUCAAUUUAAAAUGCUACUAUUUCUUCAACAUAAUAGUAGCAAUGUAAUAUGACUUGUGAACUUGCAUGUUUCAUCUUGUCGAUUUAAUCUGUGUAGUUCAUAAUUAAUACCAAUUGUUGGUAGGUCGAGGGUCUUCGGAGACAACUCUCUACCUCCAAAAGGUAGAGAUAAGAUCAACGUACAUUCUAUCCUCCUCAUACCCUUCUUUAUGGGAUUUCGUUGUUGUUGACGUUGUCGUCGUUGUUGUUCCAAUAAUCACUUUUUUUUUUGGUUACGUUAUUA